AUGGUCAAUACAGGAGUGAUCAGUGGUUCUGAAAACCUGAUGGAUUUCCUCGACGAGCCAUUCCCUGAUGUGGGGACAUAUGAGGACUUCCACACCAUCGACUGGCUGAGGGAAAAAUCACGGGACACUGACAGACACAGGAAGAUAACCAGCAAAAGCAAGGAGUCCAUAUGGGAGUUCAUCAAGAGCUUGCUGGAUGCCUGGUCGGGAUGGGCAGUCAUGCUGCUCAUCGGCCUGCUGGCAGGCACUCUGGCCGGGGUCAUCGAUCUUGCUGUCGACUGGAUGACCGACCUGAAAGAGGGCAUCUGCCUGUCCGCCUUCUGGUAUAGCCAUGAGCAGUGCUGCUGGACUUCCAAUGAGACCACGUUUGAGGACAGGGACAAGUGUCCCCUGUGGCAGAAGUGGUCGGAGCUGCUGGUGAAUCAGUCGGAGGGUGCCAGUGCUUACAUUCUGAAUUACCUAAUGUACAUCCUGUGGGCAUUGCUGUUUGCAUUUCUGGCCGUCUCCCUGGUACGAGUAUUUGCACCAUAUGCCUGUGGCUCUGGUAUACCCGAGAUAAAGACCAUCUUGAGUGGCUUCAUCAUCAGGGGCUACUUGGGCAAGUGGACCCUGCUGAUCAAGACUGUCACGCUGGUGCUGGUGGUGUCCUCAGGCCUGAGCCUGGGCAAGGAAGGGCCACUGGUGCACGUGGCCUGUUGCUGUGGCAACUUCUUCAGCAGCCUUUUCUCCAAGUACAGCAAGAACGAGGGCAAAAGGCGUGAGGUGCUGUCAGCUGCGGCUGCUGCUGGGGUCUCCGUGGCCUUUGGUGCUCCGAUUGGGGGUGUGCUUUUCAGUCUGGAAGAGGUCAGCUAUUACUUUCCCUUAAAGACCCUGUGGCGGUCCUUUUUUGCGGCCCUGGUGGCAGCCUUCACGCUGCGAUCCAUCAAUCCAUUCGGGAACAGCCGCCUCGUCCUCUUCUACGUGGAGUAUCACACGCCCUGGUACAUGGCUGAGCUCUUCCCAUUCAUCCUGCUUGGGGUCUUCGGGGGCUUGUGGGGGACCCUCUUCAUCCGCUGCAACAUUGCCUGGUGCCGGAGGCGCAAGACCACCAAGCUGGGGAAGUACCCAGUGUUGGAGGUCAUCGCGGUGACUGCCAUCACUGCUAUUGUUGCCUACCCCAACCCCUACACACGCCGCAGCACAAGCGAGCUCAUUUCCGAGCUCUUCAAUGAUUGUGGGGCCCUUGAGUCCUCCCAGCUGUGUGACUACAUCAACGACCCCAACAUGACGCGGCCCGUGGAUGACAUCCCCGACCGGCCAGCUGGGGUUGGGGUUUACACGGCCAUCUGGCAGCUGGCCCUGGCGCUGAUCUUCAAGAUCAUCAUUACCAUAUUCACCUUUGGCAUGAAGAUCCCAUCCGGCCUCUUCAUCCCCAGCAUGGCUGUGGGAGCCAUGGCGGGCAGGAUGGUGGGAAUCGGUGUGGAGCAGCUGGCUUACCAUCACCAUGACUGGAUCAUCUUCAGGAACUGGUGCAGGCCCGGUGCAGACUGCGUCACCCCAGGGCUCUAUGCCAUGGUGGGGGCUGCAGCUUGCCUAGGUGGUGUUACCAGGAUGACGGUAUCAUUGGUGGUCAUCAUGUUCGAAUUAACAGGAGGCCUCGAGUACAUUGUACCCCUGAUGGCAGCAGCCGUGACCAGCAAGUGGGUGGCCGAUGCCUUCGGAAAGGAAGGCAUCUACGAGGCCCACAUCCACUUGAAUGGGUACCCAUUCCUGGACGUGAAGGACGAGUUCACUCACCGCACGCUGGCCACUGAUGUCAUGCGGCCACGGCGGGGGGAACCGCCCCUGUCCGUGCUUACCCAGGACAGCAUGACUGUCGAGGACGUGGAGACACUCAUCAAGGAGACUGACUACAACGGCUUCCCUGUGGUCGUCUCCAGGGACUCAGAGCGCCUCAUCGGCUUUGCCCAGAGAAGAGAGCUGAUUCUUGCCAUAAAGAAUGCCAGACAGAGGCAGGAGGGCAUCGUAAGUGACUCGGUCAUGUACUUCACUGAGGAACCCCCCGAGCUGCCGGCCAACAGCCCACAGCCCCUGAAGCUGCGGCGUGUCCUGAACCUCAGCCCUUUCACGGUCACCGACCACACCCCAAUGGAGACUGUGGUGGACAUCUUCCGGAAGCUGGGGCUCCGCCAGUGCUUGGUGACCCGGAGCGGGAGACUUCUUGGCAUUAUCACGAAAAAGGAUGUUCUGAGACAUAUGGCCCAGAUGGCAAACCAGGACCCUGAAUCCAUCAUGUUUAAUUAG
Messenger RNA from Rangifer tarandus platyrhynchus (Svalbard reindeer), 2283 nucleotides. Lineage: Eukaryota; Metazoa; Chordata; Mammalia; Artiodactyla; Cervidae. The record is from the annotation of a GenBank genome assembly.